This is a messenger RNA of Naegleria fowleri, 3066 nucleotides long. RefSeq lists its product as uncharacterized. The coding region runs from base 1 to 3066 and encodes 1021 amino acids. Gene Ontology annotation, biological process: translation. Gene Ontology annotation, molecular function: GTP binding; GTPase activity. The record is from RefSeq and is a predicted model, not a curated record. NCBI's taxonomy places the organism in Eukaryota, Heterolobosea, Eutetramitea, Acrasida, Naegleriidae. The transcript has 4 exons.
AUGCCUCGACAUUCAAACUUUUACACUGAAGAAGACCUUGAAGAUGAUUAUGAUGAGCACGAACAUGAUGGUCAUGAUGACCAUGAUGAAGAUCCAGUUCUUAGACUUCAAGACUUUAUUCUACACGGAAUUGAUGCAGAAUCGUCUAAAUUUAUUCUUUCUGUCUUUCCUAAAAUUAAAACUGGAGAAGAAGAAGGUCUUCUUGUAGAUGUGCUUGAACGCAAUGAUGGAGAUGAAGAGGCAAGCAUCAACGAAAUUUAUGAAUUGGCUCAAAAAGAACAUGAGAAGAAGAAACAACAAGCAAGCAAUAUUGUGAUUAAAUCCAAAUCGAGUGACAACAAGUCAAACAAAAACAAGCAAAAAACGACACAACAAGCAUCACCGCAACAGCAGCAGCCUUCACAACAAAAGAAUCAAAAAACACCAGGAUCAACAGGGAAGAACAAGAAAAAAGAUAAGGAUACUAAGAGUAAUAUCAUUUAUGUGACAGAAUUGGAUCAUUCAACAGAAAUUUCUGGAACACCCACACCAACCACAGAAGUUUCUGAUGCUAUAUUUUCUACUCUCUCUGAACAUAAGCAAGAUCAAAAUUCAUUAGAUUUUGAUACGAGAACGUUAGAACGAGGAAUGUCUGCUGCUGGACGUGGAAGAGGAAGUUUACUCCUCUCCGGAACAUCAUCGUCAGCACAACUCCAAACACCAGCGGGGAGAGGUGCUUCUUUACUUUCCUCUUCAACUUCGAAUCCAACCGUUGUUGUUUCUCGUAGUAGUACGAAUGCUACAACCGUAACAACAAGUACCUCCACACCAGGAGGAGGAAGGGGUUCUGGUUUUAUCCAUUCAUCUUCAUCGGCAACAACCACUUCUCCUAGUACUAUGAAAACAACAACCAUCAUAGCAGGUGGUCGUGGAAGUAGUCUCCUCUCAAAACCAUCUCAGCCUGUCAUUACAACAGUAAUUACACCAACAAUAACUUCAUCAGACGUGAGUAGCAGUAGUACCUACAGCAAACCAAUCCCACCCUCUGCAUCAUCAACCUCAGCAACUCUAAGUAAUACUGCUGCUGUUGGGAGAGGAUCAAGUUUCUCUUCCAUAAACAUAUCGGAGAAAAGCUCCACUCGUGUGAAAAACAUUCCUUCUCAAACUCACUACUACUCAUCGUCCGAGGAUGAAAGAGAUGACGAAGAGCUCUCCUCCGACGAAGAAUAUUUACGGUCUGUGUCUUCCAAGACGAAAUCAACAAAUAAGACCAAUAUUGACAAACAAGAUGAAGAUUUGAGCGAAGACGAGAAAAUCGUUUCCUCCAAAUUAUCAAAACCAUCACCUCUUCCCUCCCGAGAAAAUCAUCAACAAUCUAAACAACCGCAGCAGCACGAGUUCGCAGCAACAGCUUCCACAUUUGCUCAAUGUCUUACCACCUCCCUUGCCAACGAAUCUUUUGCAAAAACCUUUUUUUCCAACUCUCCCGAACGCUUGUCUCCCUAUUAUGAAGUUCUUAAAUUAUUGAACAACAUAUCAAAACAACAAUCGAACAUUCCCGAAAUUUUUACAUUCAAUACUCCAUCUCCAGAUGAUCUUGUUCAAUCUGCUAGGUCACAACACAAGACUAGUCAUCAACCUCUCGAAAAUUUCCAACCUAUUCAAAAAAAGCAAACACCAACAAAAUCGAAAGGAGAUACCUCAGAAAAAAAGAAAGAACCAGCAUCUCCAGUUCCCAAACACACCACAGGAAAACAAAUUAAGCCGCCUCAAGAUUCUGAAAAGAAACGAAUUAAUGUUGUUAUUAUCGGCCAUGUUGAUGCAGGAAAAAGUACCUUAAUGGGGCAUAUUUUAACGAAGAUGGGGUAUAUUCCAGAGAAAACCCUACACAAAUUUAAGAAAGAGUCUGUGGAAAUUGGAAAAUCAUCGUUCCACUUUGCUUGGGUCAUGGAUGAACAUGAGGAAGAACGAAAACGUGGUGUAACAAUGGAUGUUGGUGUAAAAUAUUUUGAAACUGAACAUCGUCAUGUCACCAUUUUGGAUGCACCUGGACAUAAGGAUUUCAUUUCCAAAAUGAUUACAGGAGCAGCCCAGGCAGACUUUGCCAUCUUAGUUGUAGAUGCCACUCCUAAUGGAUUUGAAACCGGAUUCACAAAUGGAGGACAGACCAAAGAACAUUUAAUUCUCGCUAGAAGUUUGGGAGUGGAACAAGUUAUUGUAGUAGUUAACAAGCUAGAUACAGUUUCAUGGUCGAAGGAGAGAUUUGAUUUUAUUGUAAGCCAGUUAAACGAUUUCAUGAAACAAAUAGGAUAUCAAACCCAAGAUAGUAACCACGUUUUUUAUAUACCAGCAAGUGCUUUCCACGGUGAUAAUCUUAUUGAAAGAUCCUCUCAAGUACUAUGGUAUGAAGGUCCAACAAUUGUUGAACAAAUAGACAAACUCGAUCCAAAACCUAGAGAUACUGAAAAGGCUCUAAGAAUGUCAGUUUCUGAUGUCUACAAAUCCUUGGCUACUGGAGUUACUAUAGCUGGUAAAAUUGAAACGGGAACUCUCUCUGAAGGUGAUGAGAUCAUUGUAAUGCCUAUUAAGGAAGUGUGUACCAUCAAGACUAUUUUUAGAAACAAGCAACAAGUGAAGUAUGCAUACGCAGGAGAUAACGUUGAAAUUGGGUUGGGUAAUAUCGAUAUUGAAAAGUUGAUGGUUGGCCAAAUUAUUUGUCCUGUAGGAAAUGAAAUUAAGGUCACAAAUAGAUUUCGAGCCAGAAUUGUCACAUUCGACAUGAAAAUACCAAUCCUUAAGGGCUCCCAUGUUGUCCUGCAUUUACACAAUAUUGAUGUUCCUGCUGUCAUUACAACACUUGAAUGUACUCUUAACAGGCAACAAGAGAUUGUGGAAAAGAAACCAAGAUGCAUUCUUAAAAAUUCGAAUGCUAUUGUCGAAAUUACGACAGAAACACCAAUAUCGAUAGAGCAAUAUUCUGACUUUCCAAAGUUUGGACGGUUGACUAUCAGAUUAAGCGGAGAAACUGUGGCAGCCGGCGUUGUAGAAGAAGUGAAGAAACCCAAGAAAAAGAAAGAAGGAGUUUAA